CUUUCUGCUGUUUGAGUCAAUGCUGGACUCUGUGCUUUACGCCAGAGAUCGCUACCUUGCAGACGAUGGUUUGGUCUUUCCAGACCGAUGCAGCAUCAGCCUGGCGGCGGUGGGCGACACUCAGAAACACAAUGACCGCAUUGCAUUCUGGGAAGAUGUGUAUGGCUUCAAAAUGACGUGCAUGAAGAAGGCUGUGAUACCAGAGGCCGUGGUGGAGGUGUUGAAGCCUGAGACGGUCAUUUCAGAAUCUACAGUGAUUAAGACUAUCGACUGUGGCUCAGUGUCGGUCUCUGAGCUGGAGUUCAGUGUGGACUUCAUCCUGAAGAUAACGGCCAGCAGCUUCUGUACAGCCAUCGUGGGCUAUUUUGACAUUUUCUUCCACAAGAGCUGCGGAAACAAGGUCAUGUUCUCCACUGCUCCAAACUGCACUAAGACUCACUGGAAACAGACGGUCUUCUUAUUAGAAAGUCCUGUUGCUGUCAAAGCCGGAGAAGAUCUUCCAGGGCACAUCUCAGUGCGUAAGAACAGAAAAGACCCCAGAGCGCUGCUAAUCACACUCAACAUUGCUGGCCACAAGCAAACCUACAGCCUUCAGUGAAGAGGUUGCGUUAUAUGCUUCGAGCAAUCCAUGGUUUGAUAACUGUAACAUUCUAUUAAACAAGUUUUUUUUCUA
Danio aesculapii is the source of this 673-nucleotide messenger RNA. RefSeq names its product protein arginine N-methyltransferase 3-like. Gene Ontology annotation, cellular component: nucleus. The transcript has 6 exons. Gene Ontology annotation, molecular function: protein-arginine N-methyltransferase activity. The coding region runs from base 20 to 598 and encodes 192 amino acids. Lineage: Eukaryota; Metazoa; Chordata; Actinopteri; Cypriniformes; Danionidae. Gene Ontology annotation, biological process: peptidyl-arginine methylation. The record is from RefSeq and is a predicted model, not a curated record.